Molecule: messenger RNA, 9832 nt
Organism: Mobula hypostoma (lesser devil ray)
Lineage: Eukaryota; Metazoa; Chordata; Chondrichthyes; Myliobatiformes; Myliobatidae
Gene: flncb
Product: filamin C, gamma b (actin binding protein 280)
Exons: 49
Coding region: 290-8563 (2757 amino acids)
Biological process (GO): actin cytoskeleton organization
Molecular function (GO): actin filament binding
Source: RefSeq, a predicted model, not a curated record
CGGGCCGGGAGCAGUUAAUUCGGUGCGGGGUUUAUAUAUGGGCAUAGCCUCGGGAUUCCUGGCGAUCCUGGGCUCUGACGUGAACUCGGAGCAGCCGUCGCUUUAUUAAAAAGUGCGGCUGGGCUGGGAGCGCUAUCAUUCGGCGAGAGAGAGCCGAGGAGAGUAGCCUUCGGGCGGUGUGGGCAGCGCCGAGAAGAGGUAAACGCGGACGCCUCCACUGACGGCAGCGGAUUCGAGUACUCUUCGCAAAGUUUGGGCAAAGUUUUAGAGACCGGUUCCCACCACUGCGAUGGAUCAUCACGGACUAACCACCAACGGUCAGGACGACUCCGAGAUGCCAGCAACCGAGAAGGACCUGGCGGAGGACGCGCCUUGGAAGAAGAUCCAGCAGAACACGUUCACCCGUUGGUGUAAUGAGCACCUCAAAUGCGUGAACAAGCGGAUCGGUGACUUGCAGAAGGACCUCAGCGACGGUCUGAGGCUGAUCGCCCUCCUUGAGGUCCUGAGCCAGAAGAAGAUGUACAGAAAGUACCACUCGCGGCCCAACUUCCGUCAGAUGAAGCUGGAGAACGUGUCGGUGGCCCUGGAGUUCCUGGACAGAGAGAGGAUUAAACUAGUCUCUAUCGACAGCAAGGCUAUUGUGGAUGGGAACCUGAAGCUUAUCUUGGGUCUGAUCUGGACUCUGAUCCUCCAUUAUUCUAUCUCUAUGCCCAUGUGGGAGGAUGAGGAUGAGGAAGAUAUCAAGAAGCAGACUCCCAAGCAGAGGUUGUUGGGAUGGAUCCAGAAUAAGAUCCCACAGCUGCCCAUCACCAACUUUAACCGGGACUGGCAGGAUGGCAAGGCGCUGGGUGCCCUGGUUGACAACUGUGCACCAGGUCUGUGCCCCGACUGGCAGGAUUGGGACCCAAAUCAGCCCGUGGGCAAUGCCCGGGAGGCCAUGCAGCAAGCUGACGAUUGGCUGGGGGUUCCUCAGGUAAUUGCCCCUGAGGAGAUUGUGGACCCCAAUGUAGAUGAGCACUCGGUGAUGACCUAUCUCUCGCAGUUCCCAAAGGCAAAGCUCAAGCCUGGCGCUCCACUCAGGACAAAACUCAACCCCAAGAAAGCGCGAGCUUAUGGGCCAGGUAUUGAGCCACAAGGUAACGUAGUCCUAAAGCCUGCAGAAUUCACAGUGGAGACAAUCAAUGCUGGUCUUGGAGAGGUCCUGGUGUUUGUGGAAGAUCCUGAAGGCCACACUGAAGAGGCACGAGUGGUUGCAAACAACGACAAGAACCGCACUUACUCUGUCUCCUACAUACCCAAAGUUGCUGGACUUCAUAAGGUAACAGUUUUAUUUGCUGGGCAGCAAAUUGACAAAAGCCCUUUCAAAGUCCAGAUUGGCAUGGCUCUGGGUGAUGCGAACAAGGUGACCGCUCAAGGUCCUGGUCUGGAGCUGAAUGGGAAUGUGGCCAACAAGCCAACCUACUUCGACAUUUACACUGCAGGUGCUGGAUCAGGAGAUGUUGGCGUUGUCAUUGUUGAUCCCCAAGGCCGGCGGGAUACGGUGGAAGUGAUUCUGGAGAAUAAAGGAGACAAUGUUUACCGCUGCACUUACAGACCUCUACUCGAAGGUCCUCACACCGUCCAUGUGACUUUUGCUGGAGCCCCAAUACCCAAGAGCCCCUUCACUGUGAACAUCUCAGAAGGAUCCCCCUCACUGGCCCCGGCUACUACACCAGCUCCAAUUAUGAUUGUUCCUCAGUCCAUCCGCACCCCGCCGGCAGAGAAGGCGAAGAAAGCGCCACCCCCUCCUCCCAAACCCAAACGACCACCGUGCAAUCCCAACGCAUGUCGAGCCUCGGGGAGAGGUCUGCAGCCCAAAGGAGUACGAGUGAAGGAGGUGACCGACUUCAAAGUCUUCACCAAAGGAGCUGGCACUGGAGAGCUGAAGGUUGUCAUCAAAGGACCCAAGGGCACAGAGGAGCCUGUGAAGGUCCGCGAUGUUGGUGACGGUGUCUACGAAUGUGAAUAUCAUCCGAUGGUUGGAGGCAAAUAUGUGGUGACCAUCACCUGGGGUGGUUAUGCUAUUCCAAGAAGCCCGUUUGAAGUGCAAGUUGGACCUGAGGCUGGAGCUCAGAAGGUGCGAGCCUGGGGACCAGGACUGGAGACCGGUGUGGUGGGAAAGUCAGCAGAUUUUGUCGUGGAGGCAAUUGGCACUGAAGUUGGGACACUAGGCUUCUCCAUUGAAGGUCCAUCGCAGGCGAAGAUCGAGUGCGAUGAUAAAGGGGACGGCUCAUGUGACGUGCGAUACUGGCCUACUGAGCCCGGUGACUAUGCAGUGCACGUGAUUUGUGAUGAUGAAGAUAUUAAGGAUAGUCCCUUCAUGGCUCACAUCCUGCCAGCAAACAAUGACAGCUUCCCAGAGAAGGUGAAGGCUUUCGGCCCGGGCCUGGAACCAACAGGCUGUAUUGUCAACAAGCCAGCUGAGUUUACAAUUGAUGCUCGAGCUGCUGGCAAGGGAGAGCUCAAGAUCUAUGCACAGGAUGCGGAAGGUAUUCCCAUUGACAUUCAAAUCAAAGAUAACCGGGACAACACGUUCUUCUGUGUGUACGUGCCACAGAAGCCCAUCAAACACACCAUCAUCAUCAGCUGGGGCUCUGUCAAUGUCCCAAACAGUCCUUUCAGAGUAUCUGUGGGUGAAGGCUGUCACCCAGACAAGGUGAAGGUUUAUGGACCAGGAGUGGAGAAAACUGGACUUAAGGCUAAUGAGCCCACUUACUUUACGGUGGACUGCAGUGAGGCUGGACAGGGUGAUGUAAGCAUUGGCAUUAAGUGUGCGCCAGGGGUUGUGGGACCAGCCGAGGCUGACAUCGACUUCGACAUAAUUAAGAAUGACAACGAUACCUUCACAGUGAAGUACACGCCCCCAGGCGCUGGGCGUUACACCAUCAUGGUGCUGUUCGCUGACCAGGAGAUUCCCAUCAGCCCAUUCCACAUUAAAGUGGAGCCGUCACAUGAUGCUGGAAAAGUCAAGGCUGAAGGCCCCGGACUGAGCCGGACUGGUGUCGAGGUCGGGAAGCCCACUCACUUCACCGUCUACACCAAAGGGGCAGGCAAAGCCAGUCUGGACGUACAAUUCUCCGGAGCAGCCAAGGGGGAGGCUGUUCGUGACUUUGAGAUCAUCGAUAACCACGACUACUCCUACACUGUGAAAUACACCGCUGUGCAGCAGGGUAACAUGUUGGUGACGGUAACCUACGGUGGCGACCAGGUUCCGAAGAGUCCGUUCACGGUUAAUGUGGCUCCACCUCUUGAUAUGAAUAAGGUCAAAGUUCAGGGACUGAACAACAAGGUUGACGUGGGGAAGGAUCAGGAAUUCAGUGUCAACACACGAGGCGCAGGGGGACAGGGGAAGGUUGAUGUUAAGAUCACGUCUCCAUCCCGUCGCCCCAUCCCGUGCAAAGUGGAGACAGGACCCACCAGUGACAUUUACUCAGUUAAGUAUAUGCCGCCUGAGGAGGGACCAUACAAGGUGGACGUCGGCUACGAUGGACAUCCAGUUCCUGGAAGCCCCUUCACCGUGGAAGGAGUCAUGCCUCCUGACCCCACCAAGGUUCGUGCCUAUGGGCCAGGUCUGAAGGGAGGUGUGGUUGGGAAACCAGCUCCCUUUGCCAUUGACACCAAGGGUGCUGGCACUGGUGGUCUUGGGUUGACUGUGGAAGGUCCGUGUGAAGCUAAAAUUGAGUGCCAGGACAAUGGGGACGGCUCCUGCUCUGUCUCCUACCUGCCAACGGAGCCAGGUGAAUAUACAGUCAACAUCCUGUUUGCCGAGGCCCAUAUCCCAGGGUCCCCCUUCAAGGCGGACAUCAAACCGGUCUUUGACCCAAGCAAGGUCACGGCCAGUGGGCCGGGGCUGGAGCGCGGCAAGGUUGGCGAGGCUGGAACGUUCACUGUGGAUUGCUCCAAGGCCGGGGAGGCUGAUCUGACUAUUGAGAUCAUCUCGGAGACUGGCGUCAAGGCCGAGGUCCACAUUCAGAACAACAGCGACGGGACCUAUACCAUCACCUACAUCCCGGCGUUCCACGGCAUGUACACCAUCACCAUCAAAUAUGGCGGGCAUGCAGUGCCCAAAUUCCCAGCUCGCGUCAGGGUCGAUCCAGCGAUUGAUACAGCGGCGGUGAAGGUGUUCGGACCAGGAAUAGAACCUCGUGGGGUGCUCAGAGAGGUCACUACGGAGUUCACUGUGGACUGUCGAGCUAUUAAUAAAACUGGUGGGAACCAUGUCAAGAUUCGUAUAGUUAAUCCUUCUGGGGCCAUGACUGACAGUUUUAUCAAGGAUAAAGGUGAUGGAACCUACCAUGUGGAAUAUACAGCCUAUGAAGAUGGAAUGCACAUGAUUGAAGUGCUGUACGAUGAUGUCCCAAUCCCCAAGAGUCCGUUCAGGGUUGGAGUCACUGAGGGCUGUGACCCCAGCCGUGUCCGGGCAUAUGGGCCAGGCCUGGAAGGAGGUCUAGUCAACAAACCUAACCGGUUCACAGUGGAAACCAGGGGUGCAGGCACUGGAGGCCUGGGACUAGCUAUUGAGGGCCCAUCUGAGGCGAAAAUGUCCUGUAAGGACAACAAGGACGGCAGCUGCAGCGUUGAGUAUAUCCCCUUCACUCCUGGAGACUACGAUGUCAACAUAACCUUUGGGGGGCACCCCAUUCCAGGAAGUCCUUUCCGUGUGCCCGUGAAGGAGUUGGUCGAUCCAAGCAAAGUGAAGUGCAUGGGCCCUGGGUUGGGCACCGGCGUGCGGGCACUUGUACCUCAGACGUUUACGGUCGACUGCAGCAAAGCUGGGCUCGCACCACUCGAAGUGCUGGUCCUCCGGCCCACAGGUGUAUCGGAGCCAACGAAAGUCAUUGAUAAGGGAGAUGGAACGCACACUGUUCAUUACACCCCAACCACAGACGGCCCCUUCACUGUCUCUGUUAAAUAUGCAGACCAGGAGGUUCCACGCAGUCCUUUCAAGAUCAAGGUUCUGCCAACUCACGAUGCCAGCAAGGUGCGAGCAAGCGGGCCAGGGCUGAACGCCUCUGGAGUGCCAGCUAGCCUCCCUGUCGAGUUCACUAUCGAUGCCAGGGAUGCUGGUGAAGGACUGCUCACCGUCCAGAUCAUUGACCCAGAAGGCAAACCAAAGAAAGCUAACAUCCGUGAUAAUGGAGAUGGAACAUACACAGUGUCUUAUGUCCCUGAUAUGACUGGGCACUACACCAUUACUAUCAAAUAUGGAGGAGAUGAAAUCCCCUAUUCGCCAUAUCGAAUCCACGCCAUUCCAUCUGGAGAUGCCAGCAAGUGUCUGGUAACAGUGUCCAUCGGCGGCCAUGGACUAGGGGCCGGACUUGGUCCAACUAUCCAGAUUGGCCAGGAGACGGUCAUAACCGUGGAUGCCAAGGCAGCUGGCAAAGGGAAGGUCACGUGCAAGGUGUCGACCCCUGAUGGAGCUGAGCUGGAUGUUGAUGUGGUCGAAAAUCAAGAUGGAACAUUUGACAUUUAUUACACGGCACCAGAACCAGGCAAAUAUGUCAUUACCAUCCGCUUUGGCGGAGAACUCGUCCCGAACAGCCCAUUCCAUGUGGUGGCUUGCGAUGCCAUCCCUAUCAUUGAGGAGCCCUGUGAUACCCUGCAGCUACACCAGCCCUACGUGCCUUGCCGUGCUGGCUAUCCACUACACUGGGCCACUGAAGAGUCUGUUGUCCCUACCGAUGUAAUGGAACAUGGUCUUCGCCCAUUCAACCUGGUCAUUCCCUUCACUGUCCAGAAGGGAGAAAUCACAGGUGAAGUCCGGAUGCCAUCUGGUAAAACUGGCCGCCCACACAUAACUGACAACAAGGAUGGGACUGUCACAGUAAAAUACGCUCCCAUCGAGAAGGGUCUGCAUGAGAUGGACAUCAAGUAUGAUGGGAAUCAUAUCCCAGGUAGCCCAUUGCAGUUCUAUGUGGAUGCCAUUAACAGUGGUCAUGUGACUGCAUUUGGACCUGGUCUGAGCCAUGGGAUGGUGAACAAGCCUGCAACGUUCACCAUUGUCACCAAGGAUGCAGGAGAAGGUGGCCUGUCCCUUGCUGUGGAAGGUCCCUCUAAAGCUGAAAUCACAUGUAAAGACAACAAGGAUGGGACUUGCACGGUGUCAUACCUGCCCACUGCCCCCGGAGAUUACAAUAUUAUUGUUCGAUUUGAUGAUAAGCACAUUGCUGGGAGUCCCUUCACAGCCAAGAUCACAGGUGAUGACUCGAUGAGGACUUCUCAACUCAAUGUUGGCACAUCAACCGAAGUCUCACUGAAGAUUACAGAGACAGACCUCAGUCUGCUGAAUGCCAGCAUCAAAGCCCCAUCGGGGAAUGAGGAGCCCUGCUUGCUAAAGAGGCUGCCAAACAGGCACAUUGGUAUUUCGUUCACCCCGAAGGAGGUGGGAGAGCACGUGGUGAGUGUGAAGAAAAAUAACCGUCAUGUCACAAACAGCCCCUUCAAGAUCAUGGUGGGGGCCUCUGAGAUUGGGGAUGCCUCCAAAGUGAAGGUUUCUGGGAAAGGCCUGGUGGAGGGUCGAACAUUUGAGGUGUCAGAAUUCAUCGUGGAUACAAGAGGUGCAGGUUACGGAGGGCUCGGUCUGUCCAUUGAAGGUCCCAGCAAAGUUGACAUCAACUGUGAGGAUCAGGAGGACGGAACUUGCAAAGUCACGUACUGCCCAACUGAGCCAGGCAACUACAUUAUCAACAUUAAAUUUGCUGACCGGCAUGUGCCAGGAAGUCCUUUCACUGUGAAGAUGACUGGUGAAGGAAGAAUUAAAGAGAGUAUCACAAGAAGACGACAGGCACCCUCCAUAGCAACUGUGGGUAGCACCUGUGACCUGAAUCUGAAGAUUCCAGGAAACUGGUUCCAGAUGGUGUCUGCACAGGAGCGUCUGACCAGGACCUUCACACGCAGCAGCCACACCUACACACGUACGGAACGGACUGAGAUCAGUAAAACGCGUGGUGGGGAAACUAAGAGAGAAGUUAGAGUGGAGGAAUCUACACAAGUUGGAGGGGACCCUUUCCACAACGUCUUUGGAGAGUUCAUGGGCCGUGAAAGCCUGGGCACCUUUGCCAGUAUCCCAAGAGGUGAAGUGGAAGUUGGAGCUAAGGAGAUGACAGCACAGGUCACCAGCCCCUCUGGGAAGAUGGCUGAUGCAGAAAUUAUUGAGGGGGAGGACAGCACUUACAGUGUGCGGUUCAUACCACAAGAGAUGGGCUCUCAUACCGUCAACGUUAAGUACCGAGGCCAACAUGUUCCUGGCAGUCCCUUCCAGUUCACAGUGGGGCCGCUGGGUGAGGGAGGAUCGCACAAGGUUCGAGCCGGGGGUUCUGGUUUGGAACGUGGUAUUGCUGCAGUGCCUGCUGAAUUCAGUAUCUGGACCCGUGAGGCUGGAGCUGGUGGUCUUUCCAUUGCUGUGGAAGGUCCAAGCAAAGCAGAGAUCUCAUUUGAAGAUCGCAAGGACGGCUCAUGUGGUGUUUCCUACAUUGUACAGGAACCUGGUGACUAUGAGGUAUCCAUCAAGUUCAAUGAUGAGCAUAUCCCAGACUCCCCAUUUAUCGUUCCGAUUGCUUCACCCUCGGACGCUGCCCGCAGACUCACCGUUACCAGUCUCCAGGAAUCGGGGUUAAAGGUCAACCAACAAGCCUCAUUUGCAGUCCAGCUGAACGGAGCAAGAGGAGUGAUCGACGCAAAAGUUCGGACCCCCUCUGGGGCUGUCGAGGAGUGUUACAUGUCAGAGCUGGACAGCGAUAAUUUGGCAAUCCGCUUCAUACCACGUGAAAACGGCGUCCACUCAAUCGAUGUCAAGUUCAACUCCUGCCAUAUCCCAGGCAGCCCCUUCAGGAUCCGAGUGGGAGAGCCGGGGCAGACUGGGGACCCUGGCUUGGUAUCUGCCUACGGCCCAGGACUGGAGGGAGGUGUCACAGGAGUGCCCUCAGAGUUUAUUGUCAAUACAUGUAAUGCUGGGGCUGGUGCUCUUUCUGUAACCAUCGAUGGCCCGUCCAAAGUGAAGAUGGACUGCCAAGAGGGUCCUGAAGGUUAUAAGGUAAUCUACACCCCAAUGGCCCCCGGGAACUAUCUGAUCUCCAUCAAAUACGGUGGACCUCAACAUAUUGUUGGCAGUCCAUUCAAGGCCAAGGUCACAGGUGUCCGUCUGUCUGGGGGCCAUAGUUUACAUGAGACGUCCACUGUCCUAGUUGAAACUGUUACCAAGUCGUCCACAGUUGCUGGGUAUGGACCAAUGCCCAAGUUUGCAUCUGAUGCCAGCAAAGUGGUAGCUCGAGGGCCUGGCCUGACCAAGGCUUUUAUUGGGCAGAAGAACAACUUCACUGUGGAUUGCAGCAAAGCAGGAACCAACAUGUUGAUGGUGGGAGUGCAUGGCCCGAAGGCUCCCUGUGAGGAGGUUUACGUGAAGCACAUGGGCAACCGGGUUUACAACGUCACAUACACUGUGAAGGAGAAGGGUGACUACAUUCUGAUCGUGAAGUGGGGAGAUGAGUGUGUGCCCGGCAGCCCGUUUCAUGCUACUGUCCCCUGAAUGACUGAUUGGUCGUCUAGAGGAACCUUCGUUGCAUCUCAGAGGAUCUGAACUGUCAAUGUUUUGUAGAAAAAACAAAAAAAAAACUAACUUAAAAACCAAAGUUGCCCAUUCGGGUGGGUUAUUUGGGGAGGUGGGUGGUGGGGAGGGUUUCUCUGGGCAAACACUCUAGACAACUGAUUUUUAGAAGCUGCCUGAAUUUACCAAGACAAUCCGCCAUUCCUCCUUGGUCAAGCGUUUCUCAAAUAACACUGAAAGAAACUGUUUUGGAGAGUGUUGAAAUGAACCAAUAUUGGCUGCAUGCCUGACUGCUUCACUUUCACAUCAACCUUCUGCUCUUCCCAAAGCAAGACACCCACAAACUUCUGAUUUCAAGAAGUAUAUUGCCACCCUCCUUGGCUGAUUUGACCCAGUGCUGUGAUUGGGAAAGGUUGACAGUGGGGUGGAAAUGGGUUAUUAAAUUGUCCCAAUAUACUUGAGUUGGUUCAGUAAUAAUUCACUUUCUGCUUGCUCAUCUUCUCCCACCUGUCCCGUGUCCCUCCUGCUCCCUUUCACUAUCUAUCAGCUCUCCAAUUUCUCCAUUCACUUGUUGCCUUGACCAGAUAUUGCACUGACAGUUUGGAGCAAGUGGUGAUUUCUGCUGUACUCGUGGAACUGAGCUCAACAGCACAUGAUAUGCCCUUGGACUUGUGGGUUACAGUGUCUGGAGUUGUUACCCAGUCUGUUUUAAGAGAACUGUUUGUAUGAAAAUGACGGGCUUUGUGUUUGGUACAUUUACCCAUGUCUGGCAAGAAUAAUAAAAUACACCUGCUAAAAUGCUAUUGUCACCUUCUUCUCAUGUUAUUUAUUAUUCCCGUAUACUGUUUACUCUGAGCUUCACAGAAGCAAACUAUUUCAUUGCACCGCACCCUGGUGGAGAAGACAAACUAAUCUGAAUCUUAAAUUCAAUGGGGUAUCCAGGAAGAUUAUUAGUCCAAACGCUGAUUUGAUUCUUAUAGUUUGACUUCAACCAUCUCAGUUUGAAGGAAUCCUUUCAGCCAUGACUUCUGUUGCCUGCUGUACUAUCUGCAUGGUGUCCUUCAUCAAAUGUUUCAAAUAGAGUAAAUGCAUCUGAGUCCAUUGCUACUGCAGGUAGAGUGCCCCAAGUUCUUGACUACCGUGUGUAAAUGGCACCUUUUCUCUUCAGGUUCCUCCUUAAAAUUGUCCUCUCUCUUUAAACUGUUGCACACUUGUUUUUUGAUACCCGUCCCAAGGGGGAGAGGUUCUAAG